This is a messenger RNA of Orbicella faveolata, 1422 nucleotides long. Its product is annotated as beta-1,3-galactosyltransferase 1-like. Gene Ontology annotation, biological process: protein O-linked glycosylation. Gene Ontology annotation, cellular component: Golgi membrane. The record is from RefSeq and is a predicted model, not a curated record. Gene Ontology annotation, molecular function: hexosyltransferase activity. NCBI's taxonomy places the organism in Eukaryota, Metazoa, Cnidaria, Anthozoa, Scleractinia, Merulinidae.
ACUGGGACUGUGAAACACCGUGGAAUGAAUCACGAAAAGGAAUUUUUGCUUCGUUUAUGAAAGAUGCACCCCCUGAUGAGUACCAAUUGAGUUUUAGAGGCUUUCACACAGCUGCACAGUUGGGAUUCAGCUACACCACAAUAUGAAAAGUUCUGGAUUUUGCCUUUUUGUAUUAUUAGUCUGUGUUCAAGUAGUAGUGUUGGUGGUUUCUUACCUAUAUCUUCAUCAAUAUUCAAGAUAUAAAGACAAGACAUUAAUGAGAGAUCUAAAAAGAAAAACGCAUUCAGGACAAGAAUCAAAUUUCACUUCAUCGUUGCAAAUGGACAAGUCAGCGGACUUCCUUCAAAAUUCAACCAGGUACUCAUCGGUCAAGAAUAUUCGUACCCAGUGCUCUCAACUGACGUUCUCGUUCGUUUCUCACAUCACUCAGCCGCAUUUUGAUGACAGGAACACAGAUAUCUUUCUUCUAGUUUUAAUCACCUCUGGAGUUAGGAAGUCGUAUGUGACGCGAAGAAACCGUGUCCGGGACACAUGGGGUGACGAGGUCAACCACCCUGCUUCGAAAGACUGGAAACGAGUCUUUCUCUUGGGUAGGACCCAGACCGCCGAAAUCCAACAAGAAGCGUCAGUCUUCAAUGAUAUCCUAAUACUGAACAUGACAGAUAACUACGACAAUUUAGUAAUCAAGGUUUUUUCGGGACUGUUAUGGAGUAUAAUUCAUAUAAACCCUCGUUUUAUCCUCAAAGCAGACGACGAUGUCUAUGUUCGUGUUCCUUACCUAAUAUCAUGGCUGGAAAAUUAUGGCUCUGAUAAAUUGUAUGGAGGUCACGUGAUCCCUGACGGAGCAAGGGUAAACAGGUCAGUGACGUGGAAGAACCGGGUUUUGAAGGAUUGUUUGGCUGAAGACGUGUAUCCUCCAUAUUGCUCGGGUCCGUUCUAUGUCAUCUCUUCAAACAUCCUUCCUUCGGUAUUUGAAAGUGUGCGAAAAUGGACGGCUUUUCCAGCCGAGGAUGCGUAUCUGGGAAUCCUGGCACGAGAGAACGGAAUAAAGCCGGUUUCGAUAACCGGUUUUGAUUUGAAAAAACUUGAAGAUUACGGAACUUGUAACUGGGCUUCAGCAAUAGCACUUGGACAUCGCUUUGACUUGUUAAAGUUACAUUAUGUGGACAAGAAACUUCAGGAAACCAGCAGACUUCCCAGUGAUUAUUACAAAUGUUUACUGGACGACUGGGCAGUCAUUAUCGUUCCGAUUGCAAUCCCAAGUAUUUCGCUUUUGGUUGUGUGUGUUGUUGUUAAACUCCAAUCAUGUUGGAGAUAAGUUAAUUAUAUCGAAUAAAUCUCAAACCGAGUUCUUGCCGUAUUUACUGAACGAUAGCUCAUUCAAUACAGCAGGGCAAGGGGUUUGAGAUUUUCCCGCAAAGA